AUGAUCGCUCUUACAAUUUUAUUAAUUUUUUUAAAAUUAUGGUUGAAAGUAAAAACUGGGCUUACAAAGAGGAAAAUAAGUUUGAGAAGCGCCGUGCUUAGGUCGAGAAGAUCAAACGCAAGUAUCCGGAUCGGAUUCCUGUUAUUGUUGAGAAGGCUUCGAAGUCUCGCCUACGUGAUUUGGAUAAGAAAAAGUACUUGGUUCCUUCUGAGCUUACUGUUGGACAAUUUUAUUUCUUAA
Meloidogyne enterolobii is the source of this 240-nucleotide messenger RNA. NCBI's taxonomy places the organism in Eukaryota, Metazoa, Nematoda, Chromadorea, Rhabditida, Meloidogynidae. The record is from the annotation of a GenBank genome assembly.